Paramecium sonneborni is the source of this 1450-nucleotide messenger RNA. The record is from the annotation of a GenBank genome assembly. NCBI's taxonomy places the organism in Eukaryota, Ciliophora, Oligohymenophorea, Peniculida, Parameciidae.
AUGCAAUUAUAAAAGUUAGAAAAAACUUAAAAGCUUGCCACAAAUAAAUAUAGGUGUAUUGAAAAAAAGACUAAUAAAGAAUAUGUUCUUACAUUGUAGUCGAUUUCUGAUUAUGAUGAUAGAAUAUGGGGGUUAGAUCAUCAAAAUUUUCUCAUCGUAAUUGAUAGAUGGGAAGAGAAUGGAAUGAUGUGUAUUUUAUAAAAUAGUGAAUACUUGUCUUUACUCAAAGAAGGGGCUUAUUAUGGAGAAUAAAAAAUUUUAUAAAUACUUUUAUAACUUGCAUAAGCAUUAAAUAGCGCUGAGCUAAAAGGAAUAAAUGCUACAGUUACUCUCUAAAAUUUGUUUCUCGAUGAAUAAAAAAACAUUAAGGUUUGUUAUUAAUUCAAUUAAGAUCGAUUUGCUAUCAUUAAAUGCUACCCCAUUAAUUUUUGCCUCUCCAGAAGUUCUGAGAAAAGAAUCCAUUCAUUCUGGAAUUUGGAGCUUAGGUAUAAUAGGAUAUUUUCUUGCUAACAAUCGAAUGCCUUUUAUUGGUGGCAAUGAUAAAACUCUAGCAUAUAAUAUAAUAUAUAGAGAUCCUCCACCUACAGAUUAGACCAAAUUUCCAAUAUUAUCUCAACUAUUAAAGAGGGUUUUAGUUAAAAAUAUUUAAAAGAGAUAUACAUAUUAACAGGUCAUUGAUUAUUUAGCUGAUAAAGUAAUUUAAAGGGAGACUCCUUCUAGUUUAUUAAUGAAUUAAUAAUCUUCAAAAGUAGUCUCAAAAAAAGAUCCAAGUAUUUGUUCUUUUAAAGAAAGCAAGAUUGAAAUAAUAAAUGAAUCAGGAUCUGAAAUAAAUAACGAGUCUUAGUUCUUAGAGAUUAAACCAAUUGUUCCUUAAAUAAUAACGUUAGAUACUAUUGAAAAUAUGCAUUCUGUCCAUCGAUAAUUAAAAAAUAGACCAUAAUCAUCUGUUUAACGAAUAAUCAAAGAUGAAUCAAAAGAUUUAAUGAUUCGCUUAUAAAGAAUAAGACCUAAUUCUGCUGUAGGAUUUAGUGGAAAAGAGUAUAUUUCAAGAAAUAUUAAAUAAGAAAUGAGUAAUAGAAGAAUAAUUAAAUCAUCUGUUGAACCUUAAGUCACAACUAACACUUUUAGAAAUACAUUUAUGAAAAAAUAAUAAUUUAAGGAAGUCUCUGUUGAUUUAAAAGAAGCUAAAUAAAUUAAAAAUGAACAUGUGAUAAGAGUCUAUAAUUUAGAAUAUUAAAAUGAAUAAUAAAUUGCUUCAAAAAGAAUUCAUAAACCUUUUUAAAAAGUCCUUCAGAAUCCAAAUACACCAAAAUGUCUUAAUUAAAAAGAAAAGGUAUUUUUUGAUGAAAUUUAAGAUUGGAAAUCAAAAAUGCAGAAUAAUAUGAAAUAAUAAUCAGUUCAAAUAUGUAAAAAGUCAGAACCUAUUGUGAAAUCUAUAUUAAAAGAUUGA